Symphalangus syndactylus (siamang) is the source of this 1191-nucleotide messenger RNA. RefSeq lists its product as uncharacterized. Lineage: Eukaryota; Metazoa; Chordata; Mammalia; Primates; Hylobatidae. The record is from RefSeq and is a predicted model, not a curated record.
AUGGACUCAGCAGAAUUUCCUGACAGAUUGGAUGAGGGGUGCAUCCUCUGCUUCUUUGGGAAAGCCCCACCUGUCUUGAGGUCCCCUAUACCUGUGCUUCCCAGCACCUCAGAGACCCCAGAACCACUGAACAAAGAACAUCGGGGUCGGGAGCUGCCACACGGAGGACCCCAGGGUGGCAGGCUCACAACAGCACAGGCGUCCUCCUACAGCUCCCAGGGCCGGGAGCCUGAAACCAAGGUGUCCACAGGGCCCUGCUGCCCCCAGAGGCUCUGGGCAGAGCCCUCCUGCCUUUCCAGCUCCCCCUGGUUCCCGCCGAGAUCCCUGGAGUGGGCCUGGCUCUGUUCACUGCUCCCCCGGCCUCCUGCUGUUUCCCACACGCAGCCACGGUACAAGGCAGCUCAUCCAACCACCUCCCCAUCCGCAGCCUCCAGGGAUGUACACCCUGCCUCAGGGGCUCCGCCUGGGUCCUGGCUGGUGGAGGGCACAGCCAUUAAGGAAGGCCCUCAGCUGCAGGAUGGGGCUGUGCCACGGAGACCAACCAGGCCCUCUAAGGCACUGUGGCCGGCCCAGAUGUCCGCAGCUCCAGAAAUGAGGCUGGGAUAGAUGGUGCCUAGUGAUGCAAGGGGACUGUGGGGGCCACAGGGGACCCUGCUCACCUGGACCUACCGUGGAGGCCAGGGAGGGAGAUGGACUCGAAGGGUGGAAGGGCCCAGAGAAGGCACGUUUGCAGAGCAGCAGCCGCAUUUCCAGAGCUUGGGAGCCCAACAGGAAUCCCCUCCGGCCAUGGGACUACCGCCCUUGGGGCUGGGGAAUGCUGCAGGGGAGAGCAGAGGGCAGAGAGGCCAGGAAAAGGGGAGGGCAGAGGGCAGAGAGGCCAGGAAAAGCGAGGUGCCCGCCUGCAAGUGCCCAAAGAAGGGACCAAGCCCGGGUCCCUGGACCAGAGCGGCCGCCUGGUGGGGCAGGCAGGAAGGGGCCAAGGCCAGCGCCAAGGGGGAGCAGGUGAGGGACCCUGGUGGGCAUCGGUGGGAACUAGGCCACGCUUCUCCCUGCUCACGCUUUAAUCAAGGACAUUCCUAUGGUUCUCGACAAGUGUCGCACAUUACAUGGGUGUCGUGAGCUGGGCUCCGUGAGAGUGUGCAGGCGGCUCAGGCACCCAGGGGUGGCUGGGGGCAGCGAGGGAGCGGCAAG